GAGAGAGAGCGUUGACGGAGGGGAGAGAGAGAGAGAGAGAGAAAAUGGCAUUGAAAUUGGAAUUGGCCCCUCACCCGCAAACGCAGGUACAGUCGUCGUAUAAAAGAUGGAAGGAGGGACAGGGGAGAGGUGCAGGCACAUUAGUAUCCGCGGUCAUCCCCAUCUCAAUCUCCUCUACCUCUACCUCUACCUCUACCUGUACCUGUACUAUCAAUAUCAACAAAAACUUUGAUAACAGAACAAGGACAAGGCACUUGUUAGAUUCCUCAAUCUCAAACUCAAUCGCCAACAGUAGUUAUUCGGUUAAUACGAGGACGAGGACGAGGAAAAUGGUAAAAGCCGUCAGUUUGGGAGACCCCCUCCUCGCCGAAGACCAAGAUGAAGCCGUCGUCGUACCCUCCGACCACUUGUCCCAACAAGCUCUCGUUCCCUCCCUCCGCGACUACCUGGAGAUGUACAAAGCCUCCAUCCAGGAUCCAGGCCGAUUCUGGUCGGAGAUUGCCUCCCAAUUCCACUGGGAACGCAAAUGGGAUCCGGAUCACGUCUUCUCUCACAAUCUCGACGUCACGAAAUCCCAAGUCCACAUUCAGUGGUUCAAGGGCGGCAUCACCAACAUUUCCUACAAUUGCUUGGACAGAAUCGUGGAAUCCGGUGGCGGCGACAAAAUCGCUCUUUUCUGGGAAGCCAACGAUCCCGGCUCUGAUGCCUCUUUGACUUACAAACAGCUCCUCUCCAGAGUUUGCCAGCUUUCAAACUACUUGAAAGACAUUGGCGUCAAAAAGGGCGAUGCCGUCGUUGUUUACUUGCCCAUGCUCAUGGAACUUCCCAUCACAAUGCUCGCCUGCGCCCGCAUCGGCGCCGUUCAUUCCGUUGUUUUUGCAGGAUUUUCUGCAGAAUCUCUUGCUCAGCGAAUCAUCGACUGCAAACCAAAACUUGUCAUCACUUGCAAUGCUGUCAAGAGGGGUUCUAAGAUCAUCCACCUCAAAGACAUAGUUGAUGCGGCCCUCCUCCUAUCCGCCCAAACCAACGUUUCCGUAGAUAGAUGCCUAGUCUUUGAAAAUGAAGCAGCUAUGAAGAGGGAACCUACUAAAUGGCAAGAAGGAAGAGAUAUAUGGUGGCAGGAUGUGAUUCCUGAAUAUCCAACGCAUUGCGAGGUGGAAUGGGUGGACGCUGAGGAUCCAUUGUUUCUGCUCUACACAAGUGGAAGCACUGGAAAGCCUAAGGGUGUUCUCCAUACAACUGGAGGGUAUAUGGUGUAUACUGCAAUAACAUUCAAAUAUGCGUUUGAUUAUAAACCUACUGAUAUUUAUUGGUGUACGGCUGAUUGUGGUUGGAUUACUGGGCACAGCUACGUCACUUAUGGACCCUUGCUCAAUGGAGCUAGUGUCGUCGUUUUUGAAGGGUCUCCAAAUUAUCCUGAUUCCGGUCGCUGUUGGGACAUUGUUGAUAAGUACAAGGUUACAAUAUUUUACACUGCUCCCACAUUGGUGCGGUCCCUAAUGCGUGAUGGUGAUGAGUAUGUUACUCGCUACUCAAGGAAAUCCUUAAGGAUCCUAGGAAGCGUUGGUGAGCCUAUCAAUCCUAGUGCCUGGAGGUGGUUCUAUAAUGUAGUUGGAGAUUCGAGGUGUCCUAUUUCUGACACUUGGUGGCAAACAGAAACCGGUGGCUUCAUGAUAACUCCUUUACCAGGUGCCUGGCCUCAAAAGCCUGGUUCCGCCACUUUUCCUUUUUUUGGAGUUCAGCCUGUUAUAGUAGAUGAAAAAGGUGUCGAGAUUGAAGGGGAGUGCAGCGGAUAUCUUUGUGUGAAAAGCUCUUGGCCUGGAGCAUUCCGUACGCUCUAUGGUGACCAUGAAAGAUAUGAAACCACUUACUUUAAGCCAUUCCCUGGUUAUUAUUUCACCGGAGAUGGCUGCAGAAGGGACAAGGAUGGGUAUUACUGGCUUACGGGAAGAGUUGACGAUGUUAUCAAUGUCAGUGGACACCGUAUUGGUACAGCUGAAGUAGAAUCUGCUCUGGUUUCACAUCCCCAGUGUGCGGAAGCUGCUGUCGUUGGUGUUGAGCAUGAGGUUAAAGGGCAGGCUAUAUACGCAUUUGUUACUCUUGUAGAAGGUGUUCCUUACACUGAAGACCUACGGAAGAGCCUCAUACUCACUGUUAGAAAGCAGAUAGGAGCAUUUGCUGCACCCGACAAAAUCCACUGGGCGCCUGGCCUUCCAAAGACUAGGAGUGGAAAGAUAAUGAGGAGGAUUUUGAGAAAAAUUGCUUCCAGACAGUUGAAUGAGCUUGGAGACACUAGCACACUAGCGGAGCCAAAUAUAGUAGAUCAGCUUAUUGCACUCGCUGAUUGCUGAAGGCAUUUGUGCAUGGAAGGAUCAGCUGUAAGGUAUACGAGGGGAAAGGAGUGCAUUCACAUACUCCUUUUGUAAGAUCAAUUUUACAUGUCUCUCUCUAGCAAGAAAGAAAAAAAAAAAAACAGAUCAUAUUUAUUUCCAUACAUGUAAGGAUUGGGCAUUGUUUUUGCUGUGAAGAAUAAGAUCAAGUUUUGAAUAAAGUGAUUAAAGCGAA
Messenger RNA from Morus notabilis, 2565 nucleotides. RefSeq names its product acetyl-coenzyme A synthetase, chloroplastic/glyoxysomal. The record is from RefSeq and is a predicted model, not a curated record. Lineage: Eukaryota; Viridiplantae; Streptophyta; Magnoliopsida; Rosales; Moraceae. Gene Ontology annotation, molecular function: AMP binding; acetyl-CoA synthetase activity. The transcript is spliced from 18 exons. Bases 45 to 2351 code for a protein of 768 amino acids.